Molecule: messenger RNA, 547 nt
Organism: Ostrinia furnacalis (Asian corn borer)
Lineage: Eukaryota; Metazoa; Arthropoda; Insecta; Lepidoptera; Crambidae
Exons: 2
Source: RefSeq, a predicted model, not a curated record
UUUACUAACUUGCGGCACGACCGCCACAACGCACCGGCUCCGCCGCCAGUGCCGCCUCGCGUACUUAGCUGCUCGCACGCGCCUCUCCCUUCGCUCUAUCGUACAAAAAUAAACUUUGGAUCGCACUAAAAUGUUCAGAAUCAGCUGUUUCGAGUAGAGUUUUGACUACUUCGGACAGGAAGAAGUUACAAACGUGAAAUUCCGAGUGUUUGUAUCUGUGCAAAAUGAAUGAAACAGUGUAUUCUAAUGACACUUGGCAGUGGUACGCGGAGGCUGUCAGGUCCUGGCUGGAGGACCCGAGUGAGGAGGAGCAUGAGGGUCUUAACAUGACGGCCCUGGCGAUGGACCAAGCGUACGUGGUCGGGCUAGCUGACCGGAAUGUUUCUGUCUACUCUGUGUCUGAUGAUUGUUUUCGAUGCCCCUUCGAGCUGCAGAAGUCCCUCGCAGAAGGGACCGAGGAGUCGUGGAUCACGAGCACAGCACGCCGCGCCACCUGGCGGGUCUACGCCGACUCUACAGAACAGUACAUUAGCGCUAGGAAUACAUC